UGCUCGUUGCGCGCCGGAAAAGAAUGAAUUGUGGCCAACAGAACGGCGUCGACGUCAGCAGCGGGCAGAUUGGGACGGCAGCAGACUUUCUUCUUUUGAACUCUUCUUUAAAGCUUGCUCUACGGAAGCGCUGCGCCUCAGUUGUGAAUAUGCACGCGUCGCGCUAAGAUCGUCUCCAACGAAGCUCGAGUUCAGUGCCUGAGAAUUUUGAAUUCUGAUGACUUACAAGUGAAAAGUGUUGUGGAUGCGCCGAGCGGAAAAGUGUUCUUUUUCUGUUGAACUGGUCAUUAAAAAGAGUUUUAUGGUGGCAAGAAGUACCACUGCAAUAACAACAACAACAAUAACGUUAGUCAAACGAAGAAGCAACAAGUAAAGAACAGUGCAUUGCGAGGCAAUUGUAGGCCUGGCUGAGUUUGCGGUUUGCUUAGAAGUGCUAAACUUUUAUUCGUGCAUUCGUGAGUCUGUGUGUGUACGUGCGUGAGUGCGGUUAUGUUAAUGUGCAACACAACGCACAUAAAAAGUGCAACUUAGUGUGCAGUGUGCAGCGGCAACAAAUUGCCGAGGAAAGAUAAUUGCUUUAUGUGGCAUGCCAGCAAUAAUUGUGACAGACAAAGUGAAAUUAUUUCCAUUUGAAGGCAUAAAUCGUAAUUAAACAGCAGCCAAGCCAAGCCGAGCCACCCACAUAAAUUUGCGACAGCAAUUACACAUAACAACAGUGAUAAAAACCAAAGAAAAGACACGUCAUUGUCAAUUCAAUACACAAUUCAACGUACGACAAACAGCGCAUGCGCAGUUCAGCGGCCUCGCCGAACGCAGUACACACCACGCACAGCCCACUGGGCACCGGCAAUCCGACGAUCCAGCCGAAAGCGGCUGCGCAGCGCAGCCUUUGCACGCACUAAACCAACGUCGAGCGCCAAGAGUUGAGACCACGACGCCGAUAAGCUCACCCGGUGACACAGAUUCUACGCGUUUGUUUUGAUCGGUUGCUUCGAGGGGGGGCGAGAGCGGCGAACGACACGCUCAAGGCAUACCGCACCUUCGCAUCGGCCAACGCGUGCCGGCCGGCAACUGUUGCUGCUGCUGAUUUCUAUCAUCGCUUCUUCGAUUCUCGCUUUUUUUCGAAAUCGUUUGUUCGAAAAUGUUGUGGCGUUCCAUUGGCGCGGCGCUGUUGACGCUGCUGUGCCUUUGGCCUGCUCAGUUGGACGCUUUUGUGGCGCAGUCAAUGGGCUGUCAUCACAAUGGCACUUGGUAUGCGGACAGAUCACUCGUGCCCAGCGUGGAGAAGUGUCUCACCUGCCAGUGCCAGCGCAAGACACUCGUCUGCCGCCUGAAGGUAUGUCCCGAAAUGCCGAUGCCACCGCCCCGCGGUUGCAUUGUGGUGCAGCAGCGGAACGCCUGCUGUCCGUAUCUGUCGUGCGCGCGUCUGGAUGCCUUCUACAAGAUACCGGCGACGCGUCGCAUUAUCGCUUACUUGGAUCACUACGAACGGGAGUCAAUUGAUCGCGUCGUAAACGAUAAUAUGCUGCAACGGCGCUCCGACGACUCUGAGGUGGAUAUGUACGUUUGCGUGAAGAACGGCACCGUGUACAAAUCCGGUUCGGCAAUGUCAUCAUCAAAUCUCUGCACCUACUGCUAUUGCAUUGGUGGCACCGAGAAAUGCGUCAAACCGAAAUGUAUGCUGCCGGUCGAGGGCUGUAAGCCUAUCUUUGUCGACUCCACCUGCUGUCCCGUGCGCUACGACUGCACAAGCAAGCCGUCUGGCAAGUCGUCGCAGGAGGUGCGCUAUCGCAAGACCUCGAACAAGCAUUACCUACGCAUGUCGCAGCGUCUACAGCGCAAUCGCGGCUGCACCGUGAACAAACAGUUCUACGUGGAGGGACAGAAAAUGCGCUCCGAUCCGGAUAAGCCGUGUGACAUUUGUUUCUGCAUACGUGGCACGCGCCGUUGUGCGCCGAAGAAAUGCUCACCGGCGCUGAAGAACUGCAUUCCGGUGGUCCCGAAAGGCCAGUGCUGUCCAUCCAGCUACGAUUGUGGCAGUCAGCGUGCGCAGAGCUCACGUCAAUUCAAUUUAUUUUCAUUGUUGUUCGGCAAAGAGGAUGAGGUUAAUGGCAAUGACACCAAGAAAAUACCGGCGGAGUAUCCGCCAGACAGACAUCCGUCGGUGACAGUGACACACAACCAAAAUAUACUGGAGAAGAACGACGAAAAAAGCAUUUUGGACACAAUACGCGAGGGUUUGGAAAUUAUCGACGGGAACAAUGAUGAAGUCAUUGCGCAAAAUAUAGACAAAUUGGCGGCUCCAACGAAGGUCGUGACUGAGUCUCAGAUAAGCACACAAUCGACGGCGCCGGAAAACGCUGCCACUGAGGUGAGUUUCUUAGACUUGUUGUUGGGCAAUGACGAGGAUGAAUUGCCUACAAGAGUGACCGAAGAGGUUACGCCAGAAUUGAAAACAACCACGGGUUAUGAUGGGCUCUCAUGGGUGGAUAUUUUGUUGGGUCCUGAUGAGGAUGAGCAGAAGCAAACAAGCACAACCGCAGGUGACAGAAUGGGCAUCUCCGAGACCACGACAAAUUAUCGGAAUAGCCUUAGUGGCACAAGUAUAGAUCGCAUCGACCAAGACUUUGAUGACUAUUCAGGCAGCGGUGAGAUUAUAGUGGGCGAAUCGCAAUCUGGUGAGUCGAGUGAAGGUCCACUUGAAGAAUAUGCUGCUCUUCAUAAACAUGGCAUUAACAAAGAGGCACUAGCCACACUACAAAAACCGACUUUGAAUACUUCUACCGCAAGCAAUGUAGUUAAGUCACCAGAGCAAACAGUGGCAAAAACCGAAGCGAAUAGAGCAGCAGAAAGCACUACUGCAGCCACAACCACCUCAUUUGCUACGAAAACACCGCAACCGACAGUACCCGUUAAAAAGACAACACCUACAUCCAAAACUACACAAAGGCCUGCAAUCAAGACCAGUGUAAAACCCACACAAAGCACCAUUAGGCCCACACUAAAACCAUCACAAAAGCCAGUCGAAUUGAAGUUCAAACCAAAAUCGACACAGAGACCGACCGAGAAGUUGCACAAAACCACCACUGCCCGACCUCUAAACAUCACCCAAGUGGAGUUAGAAAAUACAACGGAAAAGAAGAAAAAUGGUUUACUGACUGCGCUGUUGGAUGGGCUCUCCGAUAUGCUCAACUCCGAAAGUGUGUUCAACGCCACUCAAAAUAAAGUCUCCUCGAAAAACACGUCUACUACAAGUACGACAACGAAACGACCGAAGGACCAAAUUGUAUUGCCCACACCAAAGCCCAAGCCCAUGCCUUCAUUUAAACCGUUACCCACAGGUAAACCGUCACACAUACGAAUAAACUCGAAGAUUGCAAAUUUAACUGUAACCCCCGAAGUUGUCAAAACGAGUAUUGCACCAAAUGUAACCGCUUUCAAACCGCUGCCAGAGCAAACGUUCAAGUCCCCAGUUGUGCUAGCGUCCACUCAAGCACCAGCGACAACCACAACAACAUCCCAUACCAGUACGAGUGUCACUUCCACUACGACACCCAAGACCACAACAACUGAAAGACCCACUUCUACCACUGGCAGCACGACAACUAUGACGACUACAACAACAAGCACUACUACUACUAGUAGCACGACAUCAACAGUACCACCGAGCAGCAGCGUCAAGCCAGUGCUAAUAAACACAAAUCCCACCAUUUUAGAGUCGGAUCCUUUUGACGCCAACGCUGAGCCCACUUUGCCUCCCAGUCUGCCAAAUCUAAAGAUAAUUCCUUUCCUUCCCACGGAUGCCGUGAAAGCCGACCGCAAUAAGCCACUUUACGACUAUUAUCAUAGCAACGCACCGACAGCGAAAAUCGACUACGAUCAAUAUGACGAAGGUAGUAUUUACCCAGCCAUCACUGAGCCACACUUUCCCAACUAUCCAGACAUAGUGGAUGGCAGUAAGGCGGAAUAUAUCUACAAGUUCAAUGUGGAGGGCCCAUCACCGCCGGUAAUGUCGUCGACUGCAGGUAAAUCGGACGGUUCAAGUGGAAGUGCUGCUGCUUUCGUUAAAUACGACUUUGUCGGAGCACCUGAGGAGCACAAAGGCUUCUCGCCUCCAACAGAAACCGAAGGCGGUUUCGUGCCCAAAGAUCCGCUCGGGCUGAGUGAUGCUAACGAGCAGGUUGAUGCGCUGCCCUACGUGGAACCCAGCUACCAAGUAACGAAGCAUUUAAUUGACAUAACCACAAGUGAACCACUCAGAGAUAAUACGACAAAGGUUAUUGAAAUAACCACACCCGACCCAUUUAAGGAUGUCAUAAGAACUGAGCAGCCGCCCGAUCUGACUUCCCUUAUAGAAGAUAAAGAGAACAUAUUAGUGCAGAAGCCUAUACAACUACAGCCUCCUAAAUUGUUUGUAGACCCCGAGAACCUAAGCCAGUCAGUCAUACAUAUUACCACUGCGGUACCACAAUUAGCUAACGCUUUAGACGACGAACAACCAUUACCUACUACAUUUGAGGAGUCAUCUAUUGCACAAAAAGAUUCGAGACAACCAAAUGAAGAUCACAAAAACACUAUCGCGUCCUUUUUGGAUAUUCUUUUGGGUGGCGAACCCGAUUUAGCUCAGGCUCACAUUGCAAAUAAUUUGAACGCGAGCAGUAGCACAGUGCCACCUUUCAAAACUUUACCUCAAGCUUCGCUGGAACUUUUGCCAGACCUUGCUACCACAUCCACAACUGUAAAGCCAAAGAGAGUUACACCAACAACAGCGAAAGUACCAACAAAACCAACGGCAACAAACAUUACGAAACGUAUCACAAGCACAGUUAAGACAAACGUUAUUGCUUCCACCAAAUUGAAUGGAACUGUCUCCACGGCCAACAACAAUACAAAAACUAAACCAAAACCCAAAACACCCGCAUCACAUAAAAGCAAUGCGGGCACCACAUCCACAUCAAUUGCAGCAAAAAUUUCAUCAACGACGCGUCCGAAAAGUACACGACCAAAAUCGGGAUCGACACGCCGUCAAACAACAAAGGCACCCAUCGCUGUAGCGGUGAGCCAAAAGCGAAUGAAUGGCACAAUGCCGUUGCGUAACCCCAACAACAGUGUUACUACCAGUGCGCCGCCAGCAACAAGCACACAUAGCAUGCCGCCCACAAACAAACCGUUACAGCGUUCACCUUUUGACACGCUGCCCUUCAUGGACACCAGCUUUGAGGUUAAGCGCACCACCGAACGUCCAUUCGUUGUCGGACAACACGCCGAUGGCGACCUUUCAGGUCUGCUGCAAUAUAAGAACUCACUGAAUCAGUACGAGGGACUGGAACCGGCACGCGGCAGCUCUCAGCAAAGCGCAUCUUCAUUCAGCGGCAGCGUAACCGAACCGACGAUUACAAGCACAACGACGGCGACCAAUGUACCGUUAGUGCAAAGAAACAUCGAACAAAUCAUAUCGGCAGCAGCGUCGGCACCACACGCUUUAGACGCGCCCACAGCGGCCAAUCCGCUGGAAGUGCAGCACACCGCCUCCAACAGUCUCAUCGACGCGACGGGUGCACUCAAGUUAGCCGGCUGCAACAUCUACGGACGCAUGUAUCGGGUGGGUCGCAUCAUACUGGAGCUGUCCAGCCCAUGCUUGGAAUGCAAAUGCACCGAGGUGGGCGUGAAGUGUGGCCAAUUGGACUGUUAGUUGGAAGUGGUUGGUUAGAAGAAUUAAGAUUGAU
Messenger RNA from Zeugodacus cucurbitae (melon fly), 5726 nucleotides. RefSeq names its product mucin-2. Lineage: Eukaryota; Metazoa; Arthropoda; Insecta; Diptera; Tephritidae. The transcript is spliced from 6 exons. Gene Ontology annotation, molecular function: protein binding. The coding region runs from base 1142 to 5692 and encodes 1516 amino acids. The record is from RefSeq and is a predicted model, not a curated record.